This is a messenger RNA of Diachasma alloeum, 1376 nucleotides long. RefSeq names its product L-lactate dehydrogenase. NCBI's taxonomy places the organism in Eukaryota, Metazoa, Arthropoda, Insecta, Hymenoptera, Braconidae. The coding region runs from base 155 to 1318 and encodes 387 amino acids. Gene Ontology annotation, cellular component: cytoplasm. The record is from RefSeq and is a predicted model, not a curated record. Gene Ontology annotation, biological process: carboxylic acid metabolic process. The transcript is spliced from 7 exons. Gene Ontology annotation, molecular function: L-lactate dehydrogenase (NAD+) activity.
AUGUAUAUUACCUGAAGUUUGAGUUAAUAAUAUCGAACAGUUGAUGGAUUAAAUCAUGAAAGUGAAAAUGGUAUUUUUGACUUAAAUUUGUCAUAUAAAAUAAUUAUUAAAAAAGUUGCUCAUAUAAAAAUAUAGUCGAGUCAUUGGGAAGAAAAUGCGUCGAAAAUUUACACUUUUUGCAUAUUUGACGUCAAUUAUUCCCAAAAAAUCACGAUAUUAUGGAACCUUAACCAAAGAAACUAACAAAUUUCCAUUAUCCAUGCGUCAAAAUAUUGGCUUGAGAAUUCAAAUUCAAAGGCUGGCGAAUUUUCAAUCACCGGCAUGCCUUCGAGAAGAAUUAUUAUGCAAAGUUAGUGAUCCAGCACGGAAUGGGCAGGAUAAAGUAACAAUUGUUGGAGCUGGUAUGGUUGGUGUUGCCUGUGCUAAUGCAAUUCUCUUUCAAAGGAUUAGCAGUCACAUAGCUAUCGUUGAUGCAUUUCCAAAAAAACUAGAAGGUGAAGGGAUGGACUAUUGUCAUGGUUCUGUGUUUUUAGAUGAUCCUCAUAUAGAAUUCGAUACUAAUUUUUGCGUAUCAAGAGAGUCAAAAGUUGUCAUAAUAACAAGUGGUGCACGACAGAAAAAAGGAGAGAGCCGAUUAGAUCUUGUUCAAAGAAACACGGAAAUAAUAAGAAAUAUCAUUCCACCACUUGUUGAAUAUAGUCCAAAUGCCGUCUUUUUAAUUGUAUCCAAUCCAGUUGAUAUAUUAUCGUGGGUAACAUGGAAAGUUAGUGGUUUACCAUUUAAUCGAGUAAUUGGCACUGGUUGCCAUUUGGAUACUGCUCGAUUUCGCUGUUCUAUUGCAAAAAGGCUCGGAGUCUCAACAAAGUCUGUACACGGAUUCAUUGUCGGAGAACAUGGUGAUAGCCAAGUACCAUUGUGGUCAGGUGUUAAUGUAGCAGGGGUACUUUUUCGAGAUAUUAUAUCACAUGUCGGACUCGAAAUGGAUGAAGAGGGUUGGAAUGACAUGGUCAAGAGUGUUAUUAAAGCCGGUUCUACAGUCAGAUGUUUGAAAGGAUAUUCUAAUACGGCCGUAGGUUUGUCAGCUGCUGAUAUUACAAGAGAUAUCUUGAGAAAUAGUCAGACAGUCAAAUCUGUAUCCACAUUUAUUCAUGGCCACCACAAUAUUUGUCAACAAGUAUUUCUAUCUCUCCCAUGUACAAUUGGAGCGAACGGUAUCACCCAAGUAAUUCGAAUGCGAAUAACAGAGUACGAGAAGAAAUUAUUACAUAAUUGCGCGGAAAUAAUUCACAAUACGCAAAAGAAUAUUAAAAUAUCCUGAUGACCAUCAUACUUAUUAAAAUUUAAAACAGACGACGGUGAAUUGAAGUACAAGAAGA